AUGGCAGACUUCGACGAUGCCGACCCUACAGCCGAGGAUGAGUUCGAGAAUGAGGACGAGGAGAUGGAGGAUGCCGAUGCCGAUGGAGAUCAGGACGGCGACCAAGAUGACGAUGCGCAAGGUGAUGAGGAUGACGAGGAUGACCAAGAAGGAGACGAGGACGACAAUGGCGACGAUGAUGAGGACGAAGACCAACCCGACUCACCUUCACAACGACCCUCUCAGUCAUUACCAGCCCGCCGGUUACCAGGACCGACACAACCCUCGCUCACUCGCACAUCACCUUCGCCUCGGAACUCGGCCGCGAGAUCACCCGGGGCAGGCAUAGUAGCAUCAUGGCAUCCUUCGCCGCGACCUGAGUCUCUCACAGCGCAAGCCUACGACAUCGUCCCGACUAUGGCAGCACCACAAUCCACUUCCAUAAACGCUGUGGCCGCCACUCCCGAUAUGAAGUGGGUCUUCUCUGGCGGUACCGACGGCUAUGUGCGCAUGUACAAUUGGAUCGACACGGCCAAUGGCAAGGUGCCGCUCACUGUUGCGCAGAAGCAUCCAUUUGUGGAUAGUGUGAUGAAGGCUGGCUCGCUAUUGACGUACUGGGAGAACGAGGAUGCGACUCUACGCACGCCGACGAGGGGUGAGGGUGGCGAAGAGAAAUGGACGAGUCCGGUGUACUCACUUGCCGCUCAGCACCAGGCAUUGUGGCUGUUGUCGGGUACCGAGAAUGGCGGCAUAAACCUGCAGACUUGCAGACAUCAGGCUGGUACUCGCAUUUCCACUCUCAAAGAACACACCAGUGCUGUCUCGGUACUUCGACUGAGCCAGGACGAAACGCAACUGUUAUCCGGGAGCUGGGACAAGAACAUUCACGACUGGGAUAUGCAGACAGACAGCAUGAUAAGAUCGACGAACGGGACAUUCUCUUCCAACAACAGCGAGAAGCCACUGCCUAAUGGUAUCUUCGGCAACGGCUUUGACAUUGGCGGUGGCGAUGAAGAUGCCGCGGGCUCACCGGAUGGUAGUCUCUUCGGUGAGAACGACCAUGGCUCAUUGUUCGGCGAAGACAAUACAAACGGUGGCAGCGCAGGCAACGCUUUCGGCGAGGAUGAUGACCUCAGUCGAGCACUCGCGAAUGGUCUACAGGAUACUGAUCAGGAUGCGCCGGGAGAAGUGGACACGGAGAUGGCUGGUAUGGGCGAUGGAGGACCCGUGCAGCCACUCGACUCAACAGUACCUGGCACUGAUGCGGACUUUACCAUCGAUGUGGACAGUACGAACAAUCUAUCCAAUGGCACACAAGCAGACGAGAUAGACACGGACGCCCUCUUCGCUGCCGACUCAGCAGACACAACCACCGCUCCCCUCACAAACGGCCUGCCACACACAGACGAACCCCUCACAGCCCCACCAACAAACGAAAGCAGCCUCCAUCAUCCAACAAGCACGACAACCUCCUCCACAGCCGCAGCGGACCUCCCAGCCCAGUCCGAAAGCACCUUCCUCUCAACAAGCAUAGACGGCACCAUCCGCCUCUGGGACCGCCGCCUCCCAAACCCCAUCGCCGUCCUCCGCCCUUUCGACUCCACACCACCCUGGUGCACAGGGGCAACUUGGUCCCCCGACGGCAACACCUUCUUCGCCGGAAGACGUAACAACAGCGUAGACGAAUACUCCAUGCACAAACUCUCCUCCACCUCCAGCGCCCCGACCCGACAAUUCCGCUUCCAAGCCGGUUCGGGACCCGUCUACAGCGUCCGCGCCAUGCCCAAUUCCCGCCACCUCGUCUGCGCCAGCCAAGAUAUCCUGCGGAUCUACGACCUCAAACACGAUGAGAUUGAGGGGCGGGCGAGGUCCGCGGUUCCUUUCACGAUUGUGCCUGGACAUAGGGGUGGGACGAUCAGUGAGAUUUUCGUGGAUUCUGGGUGUCGGUUUAUGUUGUCUGCGGCCGGGAAUCGGGGGUGGGAGGGGUUUGGGACGGAGGUGUUGUUGGGGUAUGAGAUUGGAGUGCAGGAUGGGGAGGGGGUGUGGCAUAAGUGA
Recurvomyces mirabilis is the source of this 2034-nucleotide messenger RNA. It is a transcript of the gene SPT8, whose product is annotated as Transcription factor spt8. Lineage: Eukaryota; Fungi; Ascomycota; Dothideomycetes; Mycosphaerellales; Teratosphaeriaceae. Gene Ontology annotation, cellular component: nucleus; SAGA complex. Gene Ontology annotation, molecular function: protein binding. The transcript has 2 exons. The record is from RefSeq and is a predicted model, not a curated record. The coding region runs from base 1 to 2034 and encodes 677 amino acids.